This is a messenger RNA of Apiotrichum porosum, 1611 nucleotides long. RefSeq lists its product as uncharacterized. Gene Ontology annotation, biological process: carbohydrate metabolic process. The transcript has 2 exons. Lineage: Eukaryota; Fungi; Basidiomycota; Tremellomycetes; Trichosporonales; Trichosporonaceae. Gene Ontology annotation, molecular function: polygalacturonase activity. Bases 1 to 1611 code for a protein of 536 amino acids. The record is from RefSeq and is a predicted model, not a curated record.
AUGCGUGUCCUCGCCCUUAUCUCCAUCCUCGCAACUCUCGCUGUGGCGGCUGACGAGUCGCCGCGCAGCCGUUCGCGCUCCCGCCGCCACGAGGUCCGGGGUAACGACAACGACCAAGGCAACAACAACAACAACCAGGGCAACAACAACAACAACAACCAGGGCAACAACAACAACAACCAGGGCGGCCACGCUCCCUCCACCACUGCCAAGGUCUCGUCGACUUCGGCCGCCCAUGUCUCCAGCACCUCGGUGCCAGUGUCGGUCAGCGAGACCUCGGCCGUGAGCGUCCCCACCUCCGAGGCCGCCUCCACGACCGAGGAACCGACUUCGACGUCUAGCGUCCCAGCUACUACCACGUCGGCUGCCGGUGCCGCCACCACCACCUGUGUCGUGGCCUCGUCCGGCUUUGUCGACGAUGUUGCUAACGCUCAGGCGGCAGCUGCUGCCUGCGCGUCCAACGCUGUCAUCGAGUUUUCUACUGGCGUUGACUACGUCUUCCAGACCCCCGUCACCAUGUCGGGUCUGACCAACGUCGAGAUCCGCAUGAACGGCAACCUGCACCUCCCGAGCAACAUGACCCACGUCCUUGAGGUCAUUGCGACCAACACCAACCUGCGUUGGUUCAACUUCAAGGGCACCAACGUCCAGUACAUUGGUUCCAAGGACCUUGACAAUGGCUGGAUUUACGGCUAUGGCCAGCAGUACUGGGAUGCCAACCCGGCCAACGGCACCGGCAUUGCCAACCGCCCUCACCUGGCCACCUGGGAGCUGUACGACAGCUCUAUCACCACCCUCAAGAUCCGCAAGCCGCCCGCAUGGUGCAACUCGAUCAAGGGUAAAGGCAUUACCAUCUCGGACGUCUUCCUUGACGCCACGACCCACGACCUCGGCGGUUUCCCGUUCAACACUGACGGCUUUGACGUUGCCGCGACCGACGUCGUGAUCCAGGACAUUGUCGUUCUCAACGGCGACGACGCGGUGGCCAUCAACAACGACGCCCACAACGUCCUCGUGCAGAGGGCUCUGAUGGGCGGUCCCGGCUCCCACGGCAUGUCCAUUGGCUCGCUGGGCAAGGACGCGACCGUGUACCAGAACGUGUCCAACAUCCACUUCAAGGACAUUACUGCCGUCAACAGCCUUUACGCCGCCCGCUUCAAGUCGUACGACGGCGGCUGGGGCGACGUCAAGAACGUUACGUGGGAGAACUUCCACCUCGUCAACGUCUCGUUCCCCAUCUACAUCACCCAGAAAUACUACAACCAGGCCCUCACCACCAACAGCACUACGUCGUCCAACUCGACCAGCGCCGUCAACAUGGACUCGUUCACCUGGAAGAACUGGCGCGGCACUAUCAACUCGUACCAGCCCGGCGACGCCACCUGUGUCUCGGACCCCUGCUGGUACGACGUCGACGGCGCGGACCGCACCCAGGCGGCGAUUAUCAGCUGUGCCACCGACAGCAGCUGCACAAACUAUGUCAUGGACGACGUGCAGCUCAUCCCGCAGGCGAUGGACGCCACCACCUCUGUCAUCUGCGAAAACGUUCCCGCUGCCAACAACCCCAACUUUGGCAUUGUUUGCGAGAACGGAGCCUUCACCUACGCCUAG